AUGACGAACGAAACGAAACCAAAGCACGUACACUGGGGUCCUGUGAGUGUCUUGGUGUUUAAUGUGGGCUACAAUGCCAGUGCCGUGCCAUCAAGUGGUGGUCCACCCGUGGGUCUCAUUGGAAAACCGAUCAGUCAUUCGUCCUCAAUGCUUUUGGUUGAAACGGAUGAAGAGGAGGUCAAGGAGAGUAAAGACGAGAGUAUCAUUGAUUCCUGCACUCGUCGGACGUGCAACGAGCUUUGGUUGGAUCCAAUGGAACGGGCUCGUCUUUUGGUCAAGAAUCAAGCUUUUGCCAUGGAUGACAUUGCGUUGAUCUGUCGUGACGUACGAGCCACGUUGGACUCGCGUGCAUUUUCAAGGUGGGAUCAAGUGACCAAGAAGGUCAUGAACGACUCGUGUUCUUCACGGGACGUAACAUUGCAUCGGUGUGGACAUGUCUACAAUACUCCACGAGAAAAGGUGUUAUUGUAUUGA
This is a messenger RNA of Peronospora farinosa, 474 nucleotides long. The record is from the annotation of a GenBank genome assembly. NCBI's taxonomy places the organism in Eukaryota, Oomycota, Peronosporomycetes, Peronosporales, Peronosporaceae.